Messenger RNA from Peromyscus maniculatus bairdii (prairie deer mouse), 660 nucleotides. NCBI's taxonomy places the organism in Eukaryota, Metazoa, Chordata, Mammalia, Rodentia, Cricetidae. The record is from RefSeq and is a predicted model, not a curated record.
AGGAGGCGGUUGUUGGGGGCCGGCUCCUGAGUGGCGGACUCGGCGGCGUGGCUCGGUGUUUAACCGCGUUUGACAGUUGGCUCGUGCAAGGAAUUGGUAGACGCGGGACCUGGGCUGGAAUGAGGCGCGGAGGCAGUGUUUGUAGGAAACCGUGCAGUAGGGUCCUAUGGGAAAGAGGACUUCAGCUUCCCCGCCCCUUCUCCCGAGCACCAGCCAAGUACCUGGCCCAGAUCAUCGUGAUGGGCGUGCAGGUGGUGGGCAAAGCCUUUGCCCGGGCCCUGAGGCAGGAGUUUGCAGCAAGCCAGGCAGCCGCUGAUGCUCGGGGUCGUGCUGGGCACCAGUCUGCAGCUGCAUCCAGCCUCUCUGGCCUCAGCCUUCAAGAGGCCCAGCAGAUCCUCAACAUCUCCAAGCUGAACCCUGAGCAGGUCCAGAAGAAUUAUGAACACCUGUUUAAGGUGAACGAUAAGUCCGUGGGAGGCUCUUUCUACUUGCAAUCAAAGGUUGUCCGUGCGAAGGAACGUCUAGAUGAGGAACUCCGAAUACAAGCCCAGGAAGAGAGAGAGAAAGGGCAGAUGCCCAAAACGUGACUGCUGGCCACUCCCCACCCCACCCAUUGCCUCAUAAUUUAUAGCUUGGUAAUAAAUGUCUUUUCCAUGUUUC